AUGCGGCUGCCGGUGCUCCUGUGCCUGGCCCUGGUGGCGCUGGCCAGCGGCGGGCAGUCCCCGUUACAGCGGCGAGUGCUGCGGGAGCUGCUGGAGCAGUUCCACGGCCGCAGCAACGUCCAGUUCCUGUUCAAGGAGCAGGCGGUGGAAGGGGUGGAGAGGGAAGACUCCUCGGGAACGUUUGUCCAGCUGCGGGUCAGCCUGGUGCAGACGUCCUGCAGCAAGCGGGCACAGCGCCGGCACAACUGCCGCCCCCUGGAGAGCCGGCGCAAGCCUGUCUGCCUGGCCUGCUACAAGUUUGACCGUGGUGACGUCCCCAAGGUGCUGGACAAGUAUCACAACUGUGGCCCCAGCCAUCACCUCGCUGCUAAGGAGAUCAAGCACCGUGAUGAGGCCGAGUGCAGGGCAGUGGAAGAGGCUGGCAAGGUCGGGGAUGGGUUAUACCUCCCUGGCAUGUUUGCCUUCUCCAAGGGGUUGCCACCAUAGGUGGUUGUCACCAGCCUGGCACAUGCCAGGGACACACAGAUGCCCCCUGCUCGCAGCCCCCCAGCAUCCCCCACAAGGGACCAGCUCGGUUCCCUCCUCUGCUUGCUACCCCCCCAGCUUGGUGUCACCGAAGGAUGGACCUCCCCAGUGCC
Indicator indicator is the source of this 638-nucleotide messenger RNA. RefSeq names its product retinoic acid receptor responder 2 (gene RARRES2). Gene Ontology annotation, molecular function: signaling receptor binding. The transcript has 4 exons. NCBI's taxonomy places the organism in Eukaryota, Metazoa, Chordata, Aves, Piciformes, Indicatoridae. Gene Ontology annotation, biological process: inflammatory response; regulation of lipid catabolic process. The record is from RefSeq and is a predicted model, not a curated record. Bases 1 to 486 code for a protein of 161 amino acids.